Molecule: messenger RNA, 705 nt
Organism: Cyphellophora europaea CBS 101466
Lineage: Eukaryota; Fungi; Ascomycota; Eurotiomycetes; Chaetothyriales; Cyphellophoraceae
Exons: 1
Coding region: 1-705 (234 amino acids)
Molecular function (GO): protein binding
Source: RefSeq, a predicted model, not a curated record
AUGCUGACGCGCGCUUCGAGACUACUGUCCGGUCCUCUCCUCGACAUCUAUGUCGGACUAGAGCAACGGCACUGGGCCUUGCACCAGAACUUGCUGAUCCAUCAUUCACGCUUUUUCGAUGAAACAUUUACCGUUAAUGGCGAGCACAAGAGAAUAAAGGAAGGGAAGCUGUAUUUGCCCGAUGAAGAUCCCGAGGCGUUCGAGCUUCUUGUAAAGUGGCUAUACCAAGGCCGAAUCGAGGAUGUCUCCCAAAAGCCCAAAGAGGCCAAAUGGGAUUACGCCUUUACCUGCCAGAAGCUGUAUAUCCUCAGCACAACUGUUGGCCUUAACGAGCUUCAGAACCUUGCCAUUGACCAAUUUCGCAAAGGCUGCCACGACUCAGCUCUCGUUCCUGGUCCAGAAGAGAUGAUUCCCAUCUAUCGAAAGACUGCAUCUCACUCGCCCUUUCGGCGCCUGGUGAGCAAGAUCGCGGCCCGCCAGAUCAUGGAUCCAGAUCACCAGCUAGACGCAGGUACCUACCGCGACUGCUUUGAGGCUAGCCCGGACUUUGCAGUCGAUGUAAUUAACGAAAUUCGCGCUGGCACGAGCGGCAUUUUACUCGAUGAUCCAACUGUGGGCAAUUCUUGCAACUUCCACGAGCAUGAGGACGGUGCAUCUUGUCACAAGUCGGUAAAGUUCAAAAACGGUGUUAAAGGCCCUGCUUGA